AUGUCCUUCCUUACCUCAGCUUCUUCCACUUUUUUCUUUCUCUCAAUAACAACACUCCUCUGUUUUUCAGGUACAACAAAACCCGACACCCCGUGCCCGUAUCCAUGUUACCCACCACCCUUAGGAAGUGGAACCGUCACUCCUACAAAUCCAACACCUUCGGUUUCAACAGUUCCACCGGCACCACCACAAUCUGGUGUAUUAUCUUAUCCACCACCUUCUGGUUAUUAUCCUUAUAAUCCAACACCACCUUACGGCGGCAAUAACAACGGUGGUGGUGGUGGUGGUGGUGUUUAUGGAACUCCACCACCACCUGAUCCUAUUCUACCUUACUUUCCAUUCUACUACAAAAAUCCUCCUAACAAACCUGAUGACUCUCCAGCAUCAUCUAUCACUAAGGGGAAGAAAUUUAUGGGAAUGAUUUUCACUACUAUUAUGUUAUCUUUAUUUCUUGUUUCUGGUUUUGUAUAA
This is a messenger RNA of Lathyrus sativus (Indian pea), 471 nucleotides long. The record is from the annotation of a GenBank genome assembly. Lineage: Eukaryota; Viridiplantae; Streptophyta; Magnoliopsida; Fabales; Fabaceae.